This is a messenger RNA of Poecile atricapillus (Black-capped chickadee), 3389 nucleotides long. Its product is annotated as V-set and immunoglobulin domain-containing protein 4-like. The record is from RefSeq and is a predicted model, not a curated record. Gene Ontology annotation, biological process: negative regulation of interleukin-2 production; negative regulation of T cell proliferation; negative regulation of macrophage activation. Gene Ontology annotation, molecular function: complement component C3b binding. The coding region runs from base 83 to 1249 and encodes 388 amino acids. The transcript is spliced from 8 exons. NCBI's taxonomy places the organism in Eukaryota, Metazoa, Chordata, Aves, Passeriformes, Paridae.
GGAAGUGUUCUUCACUUGCAGUCUGGUCCCAGGAGGGUGGGGGUCUCUUGGGGAAGGAGGACAGACCUGUACUUCUGGGAGAAUGGGAGAAGUUGGGAAGAUAGCAGUGUUUGUGAUGACUUUCAUCAGCUGCAAUGCCCUCCUGGAUCUGUCUGGUGUCCACCAGGUCACCGGCACAUGGAUGGGAUCCACCACUGUACCAUGCACCUACGUGCCUUCAGAAGGUUUCACACAGCAAACGCUUAGCUGGAGCAUGGAGCGGGACUCCAGCAUCUCCACCAUCUUCCGGAGGGAUGAUUCUGGGGACCACAUCCUGCUGUCUAAAUUCCGAGGCCGAGUCAGCAUCCCAAAGCAUAGCCCAGGGGAUGCUUCACUCCUCAUUGAGAACCUUGAAAUGCCUGACAGUGGACACUACACCUGUCAAAUCAUCUGGAGGUCUACAGAUAACAGCUUGAUAACAAGAGAGGUGACCACUACAGUUAAAGUUGUCAAAGUGGCAGCCACCAAGCCCAUCAUCAGAGCUGGACACCUGGGGCUGACGCUCCCGGCCGGAGGCAGCACCAGCCUGACCUGCGAGGCCAGCGGCUCCCCUCCCAUCAGCUACCGCUGGUUCCGGGCCACGCCGGCGGGCAAAGCCGUGUUCCUGAGCAGCGGGGCCGAGCUGGCCUGGCCCAGCCUGCGGCCCUCGGACAGCGGGACGUAUUUCUGCGAGGCAGAGAACAGGGCCGGCGCCGGGGCCGUGCAGCGCAGCGAUGCCGUGCAGCUGACGGUGACAGAUCUGCCCACAACAACAGUGGCCUUGCGGAGGAAUGUGGGAACCACGGGCGGACACCACCCAACCACAGGUCAGGGUGGGAGCAGUGACAUGGAGCACACAAUGACAGAUCUGGUGCCAACAACACAGGUCUCCAGGAUGGAUACUGCUCCAGUGGGGCCUUUCACAGACACAGGUUCCCCGCUGCUGUACGGGCCGGCGGCCGCGCUGGGCGGCGCCGCGCUGGGCGCGCUGCUGGCGGCGGGGCUGGGCUGCUGGCGGCGGCGGAGGAAGGACGAACGUCUCUAUGAAGUUGCUUUCCGCAGCACUGCAGAUGUCGCCCCACUGCAUGCUGAGGUGGAAGUCCCUGUUAAGUGCCUACAUGAGGAAAUGAGCUCCAACACUGAAAAGACUACCGUGAAAGACAGGAAAAGUCCUGAGUAUGAGAACCUUAUGACUGCAAUGGAAUCACAAUAUGAAACAGAAGGAAAUUAGUAAAGUACCAGCUUUUCCACAUAAGCAGCCAUGCAGGGCUGCAGGUACUGAAUAGUGAACUUAACAGAAGGAAACUUUUCCUCCUGUUGUCCCUCUGUUCUGCUAUCACUGCUUGCUUUAACCCAGAGGAGCUGCAUAACCUUUUGGUCUUUGGCAGACCAGGGCCUGCCUGCGGGAGCAGAAACCCCCAGCCAACUGUUUGUCUACCCACUUCUAUACAGCAAGUUGUUUCUGAGCAACCUGAAGGACCAAGGCAGGAAGAGAGGAUCUGAAGGAGUGAGAACAUGAAAUUCUUUAGCCUGUAAAUCCAGCGGCAGUUGGUAAAAUGCUGCCAGUCAGUAACACUAGCAAGGGGUACUCUCCAAUGUGUAUUCCUGUUAAGACGUUCCAGGCUUCAAGGAACCAGGAUUGUGCUGAAAAUGGAGAUCCUCUGGCUUUUGCAGCUCAGCAAAUACUGGUUGUACAUCCUGGCUGUCCUUGAGUAUUUCUUUCUUUGUUACAGCAUGGUAAAGGGACCACAGAGGAGAGGUUGAUGUCCCGGGAAUGUCAUUUUUGCUAUCAGACAGGAGCUCAGUGCUCAGAGAGAGAGGGAAUGAGUCUCUGAACUCUCACCCACUGGUUUCCUCCUAGAAAAAAAAACAGAACUGAUGUUGAAGGAAAUGCUGGGAUUUAAUUUUUACAGUAUGGGGGCCAGAGGCAUGAUAAAAUAGAGAGAAAUUUGAGGCAUUUGGAUAAUGACUGAGUAAGGCACCUGUCUGAAUACAAGACUGACACCAAAUUACUCUAUGGGAAGUAAGUCAGCCUGUGAUUACUAAUGCUGACCUGUCAUGUAACAUGGAUGCAGUUCCUCUCUUCAGCUGCAGUGCAUUCCCUACAGUACGCUGUCACUCAGCAGCAUGAUCUGCCUCUUCAUUGUUAAUUGUUUGCAUCUUUCCUGUACUGCAGUGCUGCUGUCAACUUGUCCUCCCUACCUGUGCCUCCAGCCAGCAUCCCUUUGUCCUCCAGGCUUGGCAGGGAGGAGGAAUGCCUCCUGGCUUUAGCAAACCAAAUUUGUAAGAGUUACUGGCUCUUUUUUAUAUCUGUGGGUGCAGCAAGGAAAGCAUGGGGAAGCAGCUGAGCUCAAGUCACACACACCCUCCUGCUUGGCCCUGACUUCACUCACAAGGCUCAUCUCUGCUGCCAUGGAUCAUCCCUUCUCAGGUCAGCAGCCUAACAGCAGGGUCACAUUGCUGUUUAUGGCCUGAGUGCUGUGUAGAGCUACACUUAAACCUUUACAUCUCUGCACUGCAACGAUGCUUCUGCAGGACACAAGGUGGGCAAGAUCAGAGGUAAAAAUCUGCCCAUAUUGUGAGGGCUUCACAAACACAGUGACAGCCAUGCAGAGAGGGCUGUGCUGAGUGUCAGGCUGUACUCCAGGGAGGCAGACAGGAUCCAGUCUGUUCCUGUGGGACCCAUGGCAGCCAACCCUGAAGACCCCAUGCUGCAGAAGCUGCUGCAUCAGCAGUUCCAGGGGUAGUGCAGAACAAAGGAAUUGAGGGAAAUGGGGAGCUGCAGCACACACACAGGGCAGUAGGAUAUGGUGCAAGAUCAGAGCUAGGUGGGAAGGGAACUGAAAAUUUCUCAGCUUCCCCAUCCUUACCUCAGCAGAUCUAGGCCCAGAACUCAUGACAUGGCACUCUCUUUUCCCCCCCAAAUAUCAUCCUCAUUAAUUUUCUAUUAGCUUGGUGUUUUGUGCAAGUUUUCCAGCUGUUAAAGGCUCUGAGCUCCAGGUUCACUCAUUGACUAUACAACACUAUGGUUUUUCCAUCUUGUGAUUCCUCCCAGCACUGAUCUGCUCUGGGCAGAGGUCUGGACACCCUUCUCAGAAGACAUGAAGCCUGGGAGAAGCUACAGAGGAAGAAGGAGUUAAGAAAGGGAGAGCAGAUGCCCCAGAUGGACCACCCCCAUGUACUCCAUGUUGUCAUUGCCUCUAGUUAGGGCAGCAAAAGGACUUUGGGUACAAGUAGCAGAACAGUGGAAAAAUAAGAAGCCUAUCUCCAAUACUGAGGUGUUUUUACCUGGGCAACAAGUGUGUGAUUAUUUCUUUAUUUUACUUUUGGUAUGUUUUCCAUGUUUCUAGUAAAACCUGUUGGCAACAGAA